This is a messenger RNA of Paralichthys olivaceus (Japanese flounder), 489 nucleotides long. The record is from RefSeq and is a predicted model, not a curated record. NCBI's taxonomy places the organism in Eukaryota, Metazoa, Chordata, Actinopteri, Pleuronectiformes, Paralichthyidae.
AUGGUCCCAACUCCAACCCAAAUCAGCAGCCCUAAACCCAAACCCUCACCCAGCUCCUCACCCUGCUCCUCAUCCUUGUCCUCAACUAGCUCCUCACCCUUGUCCUCAACUGGCUCCUCACCCUUGUCCUCAACUGGCUCCUCACCCUGCUCCUCACCCUUGUCCUCAACUGGCUCCUCACCCUUGUCCUCAACUGGCUCCUCACCCUCGUCUGGCUCCAGCCAUUUCAAUGCAGACUGCCCCAGACCUCGAAAAAGAAAAAACACCCUGCCAUCGGAGACAUCAGGUUCGGUGCCAAAGAAGAACUGUGUGUGGACGAUUGUCGAGGAGCCAAACCCCAACCAGCCUGACAGCGUGAGGCUGAUUCUGAGGAUGGUCCCAACACCAACCCACAUCAGCAGCCCUAAACCCAAACCCUCACCCAGCUCCUCACCCUGCUCCUCACCCUUGUCCUCAACUGGCUCCUCACCAAGAACAGCUUUUCAGUAG